AUCCAUCCCAGGUCAAACAAGACCACUUUCUUUCUUUCUUUCUUUCUUUCUUCUUUUUUUUUUUUUUUCCCUCUAUUAAAUAACACCUGCCUAUUACUGCCCAUAAUGACAGCAAAUGAUUUUUUAGGCUCUCUUGGAUCUGCUGUGGUCAACCCUCAGGAUUCUCACAGCGCAGCACAAUUUUCUCUUAAUUCAGCACUAUCUACCCCAUGGUCAUUUGUUUGCCCGACAACUGAAUUACAUACCACAGUUGUUGAGACUGCUAAGCGCUUUCUGGAUACACUUGCUGUUUCUAUAAGUGAUUCCCAGUCUCCCCAUCAGCAAGGUAACAAAAAGCGCAAGAGGUCGGAAAUCGAACAAGAACCUGCGGGUCAAAUUUUACAGCUUAAGCAAUUAUAUGUGGAGGGGUUCACACCAGAUCAGAUUUGGGAGCAGGCAACACGAAUUCUUGAUUUUGCUGGACAGGAAGUUGAGCAUGAUUAUGCUCGAAGAUCUCUGUAUUUUAAAGAGAUCUCAUCUCAAGCAUGGCCUUCAGAAGGGUUCGAUGAUGAAAGUUUUGGGUCCAGUGAAUCAGAGCGCGACAAUAAAGCACAUAUCGAAGAAGACCACUCAAGCGCCGACAAUAGCGAUGACGCAAAUAUGGAGUCGGUAUCAGAGACCGAGGACCCGACCCACAAUGAAUCGGAUGUGCAGAGCAGCAUGGAGGAAAUCGACGAAUAUUCGGCUUCGGUAGAAUCACACGACGAAAGCAACCGUGAUACAUAUACACAGGAUCGAUUUGGCUUAAACGAUGGCUUCUUUUCAAUCGACGACUUCAAUAAGCAGUCUGAAAUGUUUGAAAGGGAGGAUGCCAAAGGUGGACCGAAUGAAGAUUCCGAAAGCGAUGAGGAAGAAAUUGAUUGGCAUGCAAAUCCUCUUGCUGCCGGAAAUUCGAAGUCUUUUGUAAAAGAGUUGGGAUCAAACAACAAAAGCAACGUUGAAUAUGAUGAUAUGAGUGAUAGUGAUGAAGGUCCUACAUUCGGUAACGCAAACCUCCAGGGACAGUCAGAUUCUGAGGAUGACGAAAUCAUCUAUGGCGAUGGUCAGAAUGGUACGAGCUGGAUCAACACGAGUGAUAUCAAGUACUCCGAUUUCUUCGCACCACCACCUCGAAAGGUCGCGUCUAACAAGACACGCCCCCUCCCAAAGACCCAACCAGACACAAUUACUCUCGAGAACGAUGUGAAUCGUGCUAUGGCUGAUGUGCGUCGAGAUUUGUUUGAGGAUGAGGCUUCAGGUGAAGACGAAGGUCUCUCAAAUGAUGAUGCCAACCAUACCCAGGACCAACAAUCAACACACGAGAAGCAACGCGCACGUAUUGCGGAUGAAAUCCGUCGUCUAGAAGCAGCCAAUGUCGCCAAAAAAGAAUGGAUGCUUGCUGGUGAAGCCCGAGCAGUCGAGAGACCUGUGAACUCUCUAAUCGAGGAAGAUUUAGACUUUGAGAGGAUUGGAAAGCCUGUCCCUGUUGUCACAACAGAGGUCUCCGAGGAUAUUGAGGAACUGGUCAAACGACGUAUUCUUGCCAGAGAGUUUGAUGAAGUCAUUCGUCGUCGCCCUGGCGUUUCAGACCGGCAACACACGAGAAAAUCCAGGUUCGAACUUGAGGACACUAAACCACAACAAAGCCUUGCGGAGUUAUAUGAAAUCGAUCAUCUUCGUGCUACUGAUCCCAACUAUGUUGACCCUAAGAACCAGAAGUUGAUGCGGGAGCAUGCAGAAAUUACCAACUUAUGGGGGGAAAUAAGCUCUCAGUUGGAUACGCUUUCUAACUGGCAUUACAAGCCCAAAGCACCACAGGCCAACAUAAAUGUUGUCACUGAUGUGGCAACAAUUAUGAUGGAGGAGGCUCGACCGGCGGUUGGCGGUGCUGUAAAUGGAUCGGCAGCCCUUGCACCACAGGAGAUCUAUACACCUGGUGAUGGUAAAACCGCUGGAGAGCGGGUGUUGAAGAGUGGGGCAUCUAUUGCGAAGGAAGAGAUGACCCGUGAAGACAAGGCUAAGCUCAGACGUCAACGCAAGAAGAACCAGAGGAAGGCCAAUGCCGAAGCCCCCGGAGACCAACCUGGGAAAUCUGCAGAAAGACAACAACUGGUGUCCGACUUGAAAAAGGGAGGCGUCAAGCUCAUUGGCAAGCAAGGCGAAGUCACGGAUAUACAUGGCAAAGCGAAUGGGACCAACGCGAAGAAUGGCACCGACACACUGAAGUUGUAACACCUACUCCAAUUAAAUAAUACCUCUUUCGCCUUUCUUGGUUACCUCCAUGCCAAUUUUCAUGCGAUAUAAUUUCAGCCUCGAUACCAGAGUAUUGGCCUGAUUUUGCUUCUCUAUGUUUUCUAAAGCACAGGAUCCUCAAAGCCAAUACCUCAAUCCCUCUCACGACUAUCCCUUUUGCAUGAUUUUGAACGUAUUGCGUAGAGAAAAAGAUUUUCUCGUCUGUAGAUAUCCACAUCAGGGUCAUCAUGGACCUCCUCAAUGUCGAAUGCCUUUUUUGCCAUUUUUAUAAAACGAAGGUCCGCUCGUCUACGUCUUUUG
Molecule: messenger RNA, 2571 nt
Organism: Aspergillus wentii DTO 134E9
Lineage: Eukaryota; Fungi; Ascomycota; Eurotiomycetes; Eurotiales; Aspergillaceae
Product: rRNA-processing protein MPP10
Exons: 1
Coding region: 106-2250 (714 amino acids)
Biological process (GO): rRNA processing
Cellular component (GO): Mpp10 complex; sno(s)RNA-containing ribonucleoprotein complex; nucleus
Source: RefSeq, a predicted model, not a curated record